AUCCAUGGAGAGUGGACGUAUGUCACUUUUAUCGCGGAACCAUUCGAAAAUCAAACCGUAAAAAUACGUCUUUUGAAAUGGCCGUUAUUCCCACAGUGCAGUGUUGUGGUGUAAAAGAAAAUUGUUUUGUGACUUAGUUACGUUAAUUAUGUUGGAAAAUGUUUUAAUUUGUUGCAUUAAAACUGAAAAACAGUGAAAUAGAUGCCGGUGUUGUUUUAGUUUGUCAAGUAAGUGAGAAUUGAUAAAACAAUUGGUUUGAAAAUGGAAGUUGGACGUACUGUUUUGUUUUUGGAACUGUUAUUUUAAAGAGCUGCUGGACUGAUUUUCAGAAUCGAACCUGCUAUUCACUUCGCCACUCUCCGAACCACGACCACCACCACUUGUCACCACCCCUAAAUGACGAGCACGACCACUUUGUCACGUAGGUGAACCAACAUACAUCAUUAUCAAAGGAAAGAACUGUUGAUCGGAAAUUUUCUUCACCGGCCGCCGACAGUAAUGAAGCAAUCCACUGGCGGGAUAUUGAACUAGGAGCCACUCCAAACGGUUUUCCACUGCAAUAAAACAACACGCGCCGACCGAAGACAGCAACGAAAGAAAUCAAACUCUAUUAACAUAAACAAAAAGGACGUUUUCCCCCAACAAAUACAAACAAUCCAAUGGCUCUGUUCGGAAUUGGAAGGACAAUCCAGACGAUAUGUCAAUUAAAGCCCAUUCUCGAUCGUAAUCAAUUACGCCAUUCGAAAAGGAAACAACUUCAUGACGAAGUCGUUUUCCAAACUUGACUUACUCGAUCGAUACUCGAUUUGUGUGAAAGAGAUACAAUAAUCGAAACAAUUAACCCGAUGAAUGGUAACGAAAAGAGAGCGAGAGUAAUCUUCCCAGAGAGCUCAUUAAUCGUAUGGCGACUCACAAUCAUCACUUCCACUGUUCAAGACCUAGCUUCGUUACUUUACCUUCGUGUCUUCUGAUAUUCGUCUCUUUGUUAUUACUUGCGGUCCCGACGACUUCAAUAGAAUUCAAUGAUACAGAUUUAAACGCUACAGACCUCAAUACGACGUUGUACGACACGAAUACGACGUUACUAAAACAUUUGCACAUAAAACAUACUAAAUUUUCUACGCUUAAGACUGUAGUUUUGGCGAUAAUCUUCUUAAUUGUCAUAUUCGGGACGAUAGUCGGGAAUAUAUUGGUCUGCGUUGCCGUUUGCUUAGUUAGGAAGCUUAGGAGGCCGAGCAAUUAUCUGAUAGUGUCACUGGCCGUGAGUGAUCUCUGCGUUGCUGUCAUGGUGAUGCCAGUAGCAAUGGUUUAUGACCUAAUGGGCAGCUGGCCAUUCGGACCUGUGAUUUGUGACUUCUGGGUGUCAAGCGACGUAUUAUCCUGUACCGCGAGCAUCCUAAACUUAUGCAUGAUAUCAGUAGACAGAUACUACGCGAUAACGAAGCCUUUGGAAUACGGAGUCAAGAGAACGCCGAAGCGAAUGAUAUUUUGCGUCUUCAUCGUAUGGAUGAGUGCGGCGUUAAUAUCACUACCGCCUUUAUUGUUGUUGGGCAAUGAAAAGACAGAGACGUCGUGUUCGGUGUCUCAAAACCAGGGGUACCAAAUCUAUGCGACGUUCGGCUCGUUUUAUCUACCCCUAGCGGUGAUGGUGGUGGUGUAUUAUAAGAUUUUUAGCGCUGCGAGGAAGAUAGUCAAGGAUGAGAGACGUGCUCAGUCGCAUUUAGAAACGCAUUGCUACUUGGAGAUCAAUGUCAAAAAUGGCGGCGCAGCUGAAGCUAAGCUCCUGGGCACUCAGCCAGCGCAACCGGCUGUUCCCACACGAGGGUCUACUGGUAGUACAAACACAACGUGUAGUAUAGAGAAAACAGAGAGUUCAAUUGGGAGAUGUUUCAAGGGACAAAGAAAGUCCAACGAGUCGCAAUGUCCCAUGCUGCAACAAGCACCGAAAACACCGACAAAACCAAUUCACACAAUCAACAAACCAAACUCACAACUAACGCCUAUGCCAGAAAUCAGGCAACCGCCAAAAGAACGGAGAAGGCUGUCUUCAGAGAGUAGCAACAAAUUGACUACAAGUAGAAUCAGAUCGUCAUUGUCAAAUUUCGCUCAGAAGAGUCACUUUGCCAAAGAUUUACUACAACCGACGCAUUCUCCGCAUCAGAAGAAAUUACGCUUCCAAUUGGCCAAGGAGCGGAAAGCCUCAACGACUCUUGGCAUUAUAAUGUCGGCAUUCAUAAUUUGUUGGCUGCCAUUUUUCGUGCUCGCCCUAAUAAGGCCCUUCGUGAAAGAGGACACUAUUCCAGACGUCGUGAGUGCGCUUUUCCUCUGGCUAGGCUACCUGAAUAGCCUCCUCAACCCAAUAAUUUACGCCACGUUAAACAGGGACUUCAGAAAGCCAUUCCAAGAGAUACUGUUCUUCCGGUGUUCGAAUUUGAACCACAUGAUGCGUGAGGAGUUCUAUCACAGCCAAUACGGAGGACCUGAUCAGCAUUACUGUGUAAACAAUUCUAAAGCACCGAAUUAUGAGGAAGGUGUUGAGAUAGUUUCGGCAGUGGAUAGGGAAGAGACGAGAGCUUCGGAAAGUUUUCUAUGAUUGUCAAUACCCGAGGUCGUUUGUCAUGACCUGGAUACUGUGAUCUAAUUUAGACCGAACUAAAACUUAUAAGUGAUGUAAGUGCUAUAACUAAUACAAAUAAAUACAGAACUUAUACAAAUAAAUAGUGAAAAAUAUGUUUUACCGAUCAAACUAGUCGUCAACUUUGUGUAACUUCUAUAUUUAGAUAAUCUAAUAGUAAUAUUCUGUCCGGGAAGAUAUUGUCUUUGUAUAUAUUACAGUGAUAGUUUUCAAAUAAUUAUGCUAUAAGAAAAAUAAGUAUAUAAGUGGUUAAAUAUAGACAAUUAUGUAGUAUCAGUUAGUGUUAGUCCAGUUAGCAAUGAAUUUUGUUUAGCAAAUGUUGAUAUAAAACAGGUGUUAAAUGAAGUGUUUUUAGAAGACGAAGUAUAUUGAAUUGAAGUAUAAGAAUUGUAUUCAGAGUUGAAUGAGUCAAAGGACAUUGUUGUAUUUUACUGCAUGUAUAAAGUAUAUACGAAAACAAAACUAAUAAAGGUGGAUAUAUGAAGACAUAUUUCGUAUUGCCUACAAUUUAAUCCUAACUGGGCUACUAACGGAUUAAUGAUAUUUUUAAAUAUAAUUAAGGUAAAUGUAUAUUUCAGAAUGACCAAAGAGUCCUGUGUAAAGAAGAAUUUAUGACGUUAAAUUAAAAAUCAUGUUGUGAAUUUAUUAAAACUUGGUAUUAAUUUGUAUUAAUAUUGUUAUGAUACUAAUGACUGCUCGGUUGUACACACAUUCUUGAAACAAAGUGACAAACACAGUAUAUAGUACGGUAUGUCCAUUUCCUUAAAUAUCUUUGGACAAUACACAUAUUACUAAAAGUAGAGCAACAAAAAAUUUCAUUAUUUUUAUUUUCAAUUUUUUUUUCUAUUGUGAAUAUUUUUUUUAACCGACUUCAAAAAAAAACAGAAGGUUCUCAAUUCGACGCGUAUGUUUUUUUUAAUGUUUGUUACUUCAUAACUUCGUAAUUUUUUGACCAAUUCUGAAAAUUCUUUGUUUGGUCGAAAGAGAUUCAGAUUGAUCCCAUUUAGUUUUCACGAAAAUCGGCACAGUAAUUUUGUAUUAAAUUCAAAACAAUUGAAAUUAGUGAACAGAAUCGCUUAUAGAGUGCCGUUUAAGAUCUCUUUGCUAGAACACUCUAAAAACAGAAAAAUUAAAUUUUAAAAAGGCGGUGCCAAUAAACAAAACAAAUAAUAAGAGCCUAUUUGUCAUAGUACAGCCUUCUAACCGAUCAAUAGAAAGGACAUAGGUACGAUGUUAUUUUUCGCUUUUCAGAGUGCAUCGUUGAAGUCGGUUAAAUCUUUUGUUAAAAAGAUUUUAUUAUUAGUUAACUUACUUUGUAAUAGUUAAGUCAAAAAUUUGUGUACAACGAUGUUUGCGCCACUGUACUGACAAGCAAGGAGCCAGUAUUUUAAUGAAUGUGAUAGUAGAUAUAGUGACGUUUGAUUGUUUAACAUUAUUUGUAGGGCUUUUAUUGUUUGCAUAAUGUUAUGUCACCCAGGGACCCAAGGAUUUCAAUCGUAGAUAUGCCCUGACGCUACCUGACACACCCUGACACAUGGCACUCACUUUUACAUGACUAGCGGACCCGGUCAAGCUUCGCUUUGACUUAUGUACACUUCUUCUACCCUACCCUACCCCUACCCUAUAUAAAGAACAUUACUCGAUGGACUAUAUUUGGCAACCCCACAGUAGCAGUGUGAAAGCAGACAACCUUAAGCCCUGAUUCGCACGAGAGGUUUUUUAACGGACGUUAAAAAAACGUUCAAAUUACUAAAGUGUGACGUUAAAUGAAGAUCUAUUUCCAACGUCCAAAAUUGAAAAUGUAACAUUGCUCGAAAAAAGCGUUUUAAAAACGUUGUCGUGUGAACAUAUUAUUUUUAGAAAAAUACGUAUUGGCAACACUGAUUUGUUUACCAUUUCAAAUUGACAAUUAAUUGUCAUUUUGUUCUACUUUUUAACCGACUUCCAAAAAGGAGGAGGUUCUACGUUCGGCUGUAUGUAUGUUUUUUUUUUUUUUUUUUUUUUUUUAUGUAUGUCCAGCGAUAAUUCCGUCAUUUGUGGACCGAUUUUCAAAAUUCUUUUUUUGUUUUGAAGGGUUUGAUUCCAGGGUGGUCCCAUUUUUUUCAUGUCAGGAUCUGAUGAUGGCAUCCUGGAGAAAUCGAGGGGAACUUUCGAAAAUCGUAGGGACGGCUAGUGCGUUUGUUAAUGUUUCCAUAAGGUAUCUUAAACCACUACAAUUUUAUGAAGGUCUGGAGAUGGUCUGAUGAUGAAGCCGAAAAACAGACGAUGGAACUCGUCAACGAUUUACAGCAGGUACCUUUUGUUUGGGCUAGAUUUAUUUGUAUUGAUGAGAACUUUCCACCUAGAUGGGUUGUGACCGUAUUGAGGGUCUGAUGAUGAAGACGAAGGACAGUUAAGAGAACUCAACGGUUCCCAGUAGCUACCUUGUGUUUGAACUUGAUAAAUUUGUAUUGAUGAGAACUUUCCACCUACAUGGGUUGUGACUGUAUUAGGGGUCUGGUGACGAAGAUGAAGGGAACUCCUCGACGGUUCACAGUAGCUACCUUUGUUGGGACUUUAUGAAUUUGUAUUGCUGAGAACUUUCCACCUAGAUGGGUUGUGACUGAAUUAAGAGUCUGGUAUUGAAGACGAAGGACAAUGAAGAGAACUUCUCGAAGGUUAUUAGUAUCAGUUUUGGUUACACUCAGUAGGUGUGCUAACACUAAAAAUUAAAAAAUUAAAAUUUUAAUAAAAAAAUUCAACCGACUUCCAACUCAAAAAUUAGCCUAAACUAAAAAGCAAAAAAUAACAUCUUACCUAUGUGCUACCUUCUGAUCAGUUUGAAGGCGGUGCCAAUCCAGUGUCAUGUUUUAAUUAAAGCCAUUUCUGAAAGAACCACAGAAAUUUUGUAAUUUAAACGGCUUAAAUUAAAACAUCACUGGCUUGCCACCGCCUUCAAACUGAUCAGAAGGUAGCACAUAGGUAAGAUGUUAUUUUUUGCUUUUUAGUUUAGGCUAAUUUUUGAGUUGGAAGUCGGUUGAAUUUUUUUAUUAAAAUUUUAAUUUGUUUUUUACUCUUUCUUGACCUUCCAUUUUAAUUCCGUAGUAUUAUUUUUUAUUCUUUACAAGUUAGCUCUUGAGUAAAACCUCACCUGAUGGUAAGUGAUGCAAUCUAAGAUGGAAGCGGGCUAACUUGUUAGAAGGAGGAUGAAAAUCCACACCCCUUUCGGUUUCUACACGGCAUCGUACCGGAAGGCUAAAUCGCUUAGCGGUACGUCUUUGCCGGUACAGUGGUAACUAGCCACGGUCGAAGUUGUCCACCAUCCAAUUAUACUCCUAAUGUACUUGGGAAUACAUUUGUUGUCUUUGAUCGCUUUUUUAACGUCUGUUAGAAACUUUCGUGCGAAUGAGGGCAUACGAGGUCAGCGCACUCCAUAAAUUGUUUAAAAUUUUAAUGUUGUAAAUAAAUCGUAAGAUUAAAUAAAUGAAACUUAACUUAAUUUAAAUAAAGUAUGAUGAAAAUGAACCUAAAUUAAUAACCACGGGACAAAAAAAAUAUAUAAGAAUUCUAUAUAUAAUUUUAUUUACUAUUCAAACGAUUCUUUUGUUUGGUACCUUAAAUGUCACAAACAGAUAAACAAAUAUAUUUAUUUGUCAAACAUCCACAUUUUCUAUCUGUGUAUAAAAAAGCUUUUAAGUGUCUAUCAUGGAAUUAAAUUCCCUUGUUGCAAUACAAUGAAUGGCCCGACAGGCGUCGUGCAUUCAUUCAUUGUAUUGCAAUUUCCAAUAUACAUUAAAGCAAUUUAAUAAAUGGAUACUAAAAAGUCAACAAUAUAAGAUAUUCCAUUGUAAAACAUACUUUGUGUUAAUUAUUUUUUUUUAGAAAUGAGAGAAAAUACGAAAAAAGUGCAUCUCCUAUUAUAUUUAAUGCAAGCUUUAUUUUAUGUUUUUUCUUUCAACCUCUAAUUUAUUCAAUGGAAGCUUUAUUUUAUGUCUUUUUUUUUCAAGAUAUGUAUUAUCUGUAUCAAAACUAAUUACAAACAGUUAAUUAUAAGGUUGGAUCUAACAAACAAGCACAACUUUCCUCUUUAUUACAAGUCUAUUAAGUUUUUACACACACACACACACACACAUACACAUAACAACAAAAUUGACUGACAAAAGCGACUGACGCAUCCUCCCACACAUACUUAUGGUCAAAGAGCCGGCAUAAAAAAUAUAUGCCCUCAUCUGUUACUUUUUAAUGAUAUAUUAAAUUAAUGAUAAAUUAAAGAUGCAAUGGGAUACUGAAUAUUUCACAGUGUCCCAUUACAAAUAAGUUGCCUAGUUAAAUAGCGGCCAGACACAUUUUUCAUACAACAUCCAUGAACUAGAUCAAAAUCAACCUAACACAGUUAAAUUAAGCUUUAAAUAAGCUUUCAUUUCACAUUUUAGACGACUACUAGUAGAAAGUAAUUGAAACGGGCAUAUAACCAACAUGACUCAACCGUUACAUCUAGCAACCAGUGCAGUGUGAAAUCGGGCAACCUUUACGUUUUCUAUUCUUUUGGGUAUAUUAUUUUAACUAGUGUUUUUUUUUUAAUUUACUAAUGAUGGAAGAAGAUUAAAUCAAUUUACUCAUUUAUUACAUUCCGGUCGCAAUAUAUUUUUUUACAUAAUAAAUAACAGAUAGAAGAGCAGUGAUAGCCCAGUGGAUAUGACCUCUGCCUCCGAUUCCGGAGGGUGUGGGUUCGAAUCCGGUCCGGGGCAUGCACCUCCAACUUUUCAGUUGUGUGCAUUUUAAGAAAUUAAAUAUCACGUGUCUCAAUCGGUGAAGGAAAACAUCGUGAGGAAACCUGCAUAACAGAGAAUUAUCUUCAUUCUCUGCGUGUGUGAAGUCUGCCAAUCCGCACUGGGCCAGCGUGGUGGACCAUUGGCCUAAUCCCUCUCAUUCUGAGAGGAGACUCGAGCUCAGCAGUGAGCCGAAUAUGGGUUGAUGACGACGAAAUAACAGAUGAGGGUUUAUAUUUGUUAUGCCGGAUCUUGUACUACAGAUCCAAUGUAGAAUGAAGGACAUUAAUCUGCGAUUGUCAUCUUUGAUGUUAUUAUUGCCGAGGUAGUAUACGAUUAUUUUAAUGUUAAUUGUGAAUGUAACUGUAUUUAAAAUACUACUAAAUUAGGCCACUAUUACACAAUAGACUGACAGCCUGCGAUAGUCAGAUGUUCCUCAUUUUGGGUAGGCUGAAAAUUGUUAGCCCUUGGGCUAGUUUGCACCAGCCAUAAUAUGGUAGUUGACUCAUAUCAAAAAUAUAAACAUUAUUAAUUUCGUACAUAGAAUAAGGGUCCGAAAUAUAUCGAUGUUACUUAAUAUAAGGGACUUCUAUUUUAAAAUUAUUAUUUUUUUUAAUUUUUUUAACCAAACGUCAAAAACGCUGUCGUCCAUUUUGUGACGUCACAGUUUCACUGAAAGAACAAACGUCAAACUAAUCCAUGACCAAUUUUUUGUUGUUGUUAAUAUACAAUUUGGUGUUUAAGGGUUUAAGACGUGACAUGGUCGAUAACGUUUUGGCUCGUAUUGUCAAAAAAUGUUUAAAAAUUAAAAUUUUUUCAUUACCGUUCUACUAGUGAGAAAAAAAAUACCUAUUUUUUUUGAGACGUAAUAGGUACAUGAAAAAAUUUAAUUUUUAAAUAUUUAUUUGACAAUACUAGUCAAAACGCCUGAUGGUCUUUAUUUCAAUUGUUUCAUGACGUCACGUUAACAAAUUACUUACAAACGGAGCGUUUGACAAAAAUAUUAAUUAACAAUUAGUUUGACGUAAGUAUAGAACAUCAAGUAACAUUGUGACGUCACAAAAUGGAUGACGGCGUUUUUGACGUUUGGGAAAUUUGAAAAAUACACGUUUUUAAAUUAAGUUUUAUAAAAAAUCCUUAACCUUUAUUAAUUACUUAAUAUCGAUAUUAAAUUUGAUAUGAGUUAAGUACCCUAUUUUAGAUGUCAUCGGUAACGUAGGGGGCGGCUUUAGGGCUUCACCCCGGCCGUCGCCUGUCGCGUUUUGAUUUUACCAUAUUUUAUGCAACCUGCAGUGCACGUAUCGAAAACCGCAGCUUAUAUCUAAAUUGCAUCCGUUUUUAGUAGGAUUGAAGCAGAUAUGGCUAUCGCAGGUCCUCGGUCCAGAAUAGUAUAAACUAAUUGGCACUGCCAGGUGAACAUUUUUUAAGAGACGUAAUUUUAAGUGAAUUCGUAUUUUACACUGCUAAACUAUACUUAUAAAUAAGUGUACUCGUAUUUCUGCAGCAUACUAAAGCCAAGCUCGCUGUGCAUUGUUUAUAAACAAACAAAUAAAAGAAAUCCUCAAUAACUCAGUGGUAAAGGGUUUGAACUCAUUACCGAGAGGUGGUGGUUCCAACCCGCUGGACUAAUGUCGUACUUACACGUACGUACACUCCUAAAACAGUAUUUUCCGACUACUUGGAGGUGAACAGCAAUAUUGGUCAUAUUAAAAAAAAGAUGACUAAUAUUCUUGAAAAAAAAAAUAGGUAGAAGAAGUUUGUCAUUUCUUACAUAGGUAGAACAAGUUAAUUACUUACCAUUAAUAUUAGGUGUAAAAUUACUAGCGAUUUAUACCCUCAUUUUUAAUUUGUUUGUUGAUAAACAUUGCACAGCAAGUUUGGCUUUAGUAUAGAAUUAUUGGUUUGUUACUUGUAUUCACCAUUUUGUACAUUGUCAUUUGUAAUUAUUAUAACCAUCAAUGUAAGAAUAGGAACGCUGAACGGCUUUUGUACAUUUAAAAGUAUGCUAUAUUAUUAAUAUUAGUUAGUAAAUUAAUCUACAAUUUGGUUUAAUAAAAUUAAGUCUAAGAAAAUAAGUCAUAGACUGCGAAACAGCACUCCUAUUCUUACUUUGAUUACAUAAUACUUCUAGUUUUAUGGAUUCCAAGACAAAUAUGGCCUUAUUUAUAAACAUGGAUUAAGAUUGAAACUUCAAAAUUCUUCAAAGUAACGUGAACUUAGAAAAGUGAAAAGUAGUGAUUAGGUCCACUUCACUUUGAAGAAAGUUAAGGUUUAAAUCUCAAGCCAUGUUUAUGAAUUUGGUUGUGGAGGUUAGAGUUUUUCUUUAUUUCUUAUCUUAUUGUAUUUUUAUGAUAUUUUAUUGUUGUUCGCAAUAUGCAUUUUUAUAUUAUUGCUGUCUUUUUAAAUAUUUAAUUUAUUUCUUAUUUAUUCAAAGCAGUAUUGUAAAUAAUAUUAAUAUUAAAACAAAAAUUAUCAUUAAAAAUGUAAAUAAUCGAAGUCAUUUAAUUAAGGAGGUAUACUAAGUAUAUAGAUGAACAUAAAGCAGAUACCGUGUGGGGAAACUACGCUUGGAAAAUAUUUAAAAAAAAAUAAUUUGACAGUUGAAUUCGAUGUUGUAUUUUUAAUGAAAUAAAUGUUCUUUGGUGUAGUUUCUUUCCAUUGAGAAUAUGUGACCUUGUGUGAAUUAUCAUAGAUAACUUCAUAGUUUUUUUAUUUCAACCAAAAUAUAAUAAUGUCCAAAGAUUAACAUUCUUUUAAUAUUGUAAAAUAUUCGUAUUUAUUUAUUAUUAACUUAUUUUAAUGAAAAAAUAUCGUUUGAUCUAUGGUUCUUGCUUACAAAAGUCAAGUCAGGUCAAUUCUAAAUUCAUUUAUUUAAUUUAAGCUUAGUUUACAAGCACUUUUGGAAACGUCAGGUACCUAAUAACAUUAUUACAUAAUGGAGAUUAUAAUAAUUAUUAGUCGAAAACCUAAAAUUAAAGUUACGAGGGUUCCAAACGCGCCUUGGUACGAGAAGAGCCCACAACAAACUCAACUAUGCUGAGACUAAUAACCUAUAGACCCGCGACACCUAACAAAUUUUUAAUCCAAACGUAAGCUACUUCUGUGACUAUGUACGUGUCGCUCGAUUCGUAAGCCGUUUUAUGUGUCCCGAAAUGGGAGCCCUUGACGCAUCGCUACGCUAUGAUAAGUACGCUUGUGAGCGUGUCGGCGAGUGAGUGUAGUUUAGCUCUUAGGCCUGGUUCGGACUACUUUAAUAUUUUAGUCCAGUACGAACAAUUUUUGGAUUUACCGCCCAAAAUCGUUCGUAGUUGACUAAUAUACUAAAGUAGUCCGAACUAGGCCUAAGAGCUAAGCUACACUCACGCACACAAGCGUAUCGUAUUGUAGCGAUGCGUCAAGGGCUCCCAUUUCGGGGCACAUAAAACGACUAUGCAACUAAAGUCUUUUUCUGGUUUAUCAGAACAAUAUACUAGUACAUAAUAUUAAUUGAUUAUGAAACACGGCUAAAACUCACGUGAUAUUAGGUCAGAGUAUGCCGGACUAGUUUCGAAUCCAUACGGGGCCCUUAGUCAUGAGCUGGUUCUUGUCACACUUAUUAUUAUUAAAUAGAUUGAAUAGACACUUUCAUCUUACAAACACUUGCCAUCAUGUGUGAUCGAUGUCAAUCAUAAAAAAAUGAAUAAGCUUGCUCGUCGUAAAUCGUGUAAAAUUAUCAUUAUCGCUACAUUAUCACUACGAUAUUGUUUUAAUAUUCAGUACAAGUAAUAAAAAUAAAUAUCUUUGCCGUGACAAAAACGCCCAAAUUAUUUGGAUACGCUCCAAAAUCAUUUUGGACUAAGUUUGUGCGAUUGCCAGACAUGCUACAUUUUAUGAAGACUAACUGUGGAUUUCAUUAACUUUGUAGGGGCAUCCCCAGGGGAUCAAUCACCCGCUGAGUCUCAAAUUUUCAAACAAAUAGAGGUUAAGUUCGACACUCACCGGCUGAAUGAUUCCCUGGGGGUGCCCCUACAACAUCUAUGAAUUCCACUGUAAGAUUUUGUCAGCUUAAGCUCCUCCUAUAGGGAAUCGUAAGUACGGUAGCCAACUAUAAAAAUUGGACUGUGGUGGCUUUGGACGUCUGUGGCAGACAUUCUAUAACAAAAAUAUAAAAAGAAAUUUUAUUCUUAGUCUAGCGGACGCCCGCGACUUAGUCCGCCCUUAGACCUCUUUAAUCCAACCCUUACAGUAUCGCUGUAAAAAUGGAGUAACUUCUCCCGUUUUCCAACAUUAGCCAGUACAAAAAAAAUUUCGAGACAGUACAAAAAAAAUUUCUACGCAGGAUGCACUAUAAAUGUACUCGGAGUUACCUUUCUUAUAACCAACUUCUUGAAAAAUAUGAUAUACUAGGCUUAAAGUGUAGACGAAAGCAACUCGAAGUCAUGCUCUUGUAUGAUUUAUGUAAUAACAAGUACGAUUGUGUAGCCCUAACGCGCAAAAUUUGUUACAAAGUACCACUCAGGGCUCGAAUGCGAAGUGUUCGAACGCAUCAGCUCUUUGCUACCACCAACUGCCGUACAAAUGCGGGCAAACGUUCUCCAUUAUAUAGAAUGACGCAAUCUUACAAUGAGUGUUUCAAUAAUAUUGAUAUUUUUUCUACACGUGUAGGUACCUUCAAGAGGUUGGUUAUAAAACGCUUGCAGAGUUUAUAGCUAUUAGUUAAUUAAUAAUUUAGUUUUAGUCUUUUCUUUCAUCCAUUUUUUUUUAUUCACUUUUCAAUUUAAUUUUUUUAAAAUUUGUUUGUAAUAAUUUUAUAUAAAGUAUUUAGGUACGUAGUAGUCUACUUUAUAGUAUUGUAAUCUGUGGUUUCCGAAGCUGGUGUCAUAGUUAUAAUUUUUAUUUAUAUUACUAAUAUGAUAAUAUGAUUGUGUACUAUGAUGUUGUUUGUAAGCCCUCAAUAAAAUAAAAUAAAAUAAAAAUAGCCGUUUGGUAACGGCUUAUUAACGGCCAUAAAAGGAUUGGGUCGCAAUUUUUAAAUCCAUGAAUAGUGAAUAGGUACGCGAACAAAGGAAGCGCGAAUAAGGAGCUUUUACUGUACUGACUAAGAGCAUAGGCUGACUAAGUUUCAGCCUUCACAAAAUGAGGCAAGUCUGGCUAUUGCGGGGUUUAAUUAUAUUUGAUGUCCCAAAACAGAAACGACCUAGGUGUAUUUUAAAUGAAUUCUCGUAAAUUUAAAUUUACACUCCAUUAUUCUUGCUACUAUUUUAAAUUUUGCAAAUUGCUGCUAUUUUAUUUCUGUAAAAACUAUUUGUUUAAAAAGUCAUGAAAACUAUUUCAAUUGUUGUUCAUCGCACUAAAACCAAAAAACGGCUUAAUAUCCUACUUCCUACUUUUUACUAUCCUACUAAUAUUAUAAACGCGAAAGUAUGUAUGGAUGUGUGGAUGUAUGUUUAUAUGUUUGGAUGUUUGUUACUCUAACGCCGCUACUACUGAAGCGAUUUGGCUGAAAUUUGGAAUGGAAAUAGAUUUUACUCUGGAUUAACACAUAGGCUACUUUAAUUACGAAAAAAAUCCAUGGUUUCCCGAGAUUUGUGAAAAUUGAUGAUUUUGAUGAUAGGAAUGUUUGUUACUCUUUCACGUCUCGACUACUGAACUGAAAUAACUGAAGAUAUAUUAUAGCCUGGAUUAACACAUAGGCUACUUUAUAUCCCGGUCCCAUUUUAUCAAUGGUUCUCGAGGGAUUUGUGUAAAACAAAAUUCUUCGCGGGCGUCCGCUAGUUUAUGAAUAUUUCCUAUUAUGUAUCGUUUUAUAGGUCGAUUAUGAAAUUAAAAAGGAACCGAAAGAACCAUAGCCAGAAAAAUCGAUUAAAUCUAAGUAUAUAGGUAGGUUUUGCAUGGGAAUUCCUAAAAUAUGCCAAAGCAAAAUUCCCUAACAGAUUUAGCGAUUUGUUGGAUUACCUACAUUAACGACACAUAAAUGAAAUUACAUAUAAAUGAAAUAGAAGUGUCUGUCUGUGAUUUAAAUAUACUUGUGUUGUCUCAAGUGUUAAUUAGGUAUUUCCUACACGAAACCAAAACACAAACAAGCUUUAUUAAAAUUUUAGUCUGUCUGUCUGUCAUUCAGUUUGUCCGGGCUAAUCUUUAGAACGGCUGAACCGAUUUUAAUGACAGUUUCACUGGACGAUACAGGAGGUUAUUGAACAACAUAUAGCAACAUACUUUGUGUUCUGGCAAAAUACAUGGUUUCCGCGAAAUUUGUGUAAAACUGAAUUUUACGUGGACGAUAAAAGAAAUUAUGAAGCCAAUCCGUAAGAAAAUAUUUCCUAUUUUUUGUCAUUUUUCUAGUAUUUGUUGUAUAUAUUCUACGAGGUUGGUCCUCGUUCAUGGGGUAGUCCUCAUAUUACAAGGGGAACCACCAUUUAUUUAAAUUGGAGUAAUUUGAACCUUGUUUUCGUUUACAAAAAAAAAAUAACGAUGCGAGCAACAGUACUCGCGUAGAAGUUAUAAAAUGUUUUGUACAAUUUGUUGGCAACAUUUCACAAUGAAUUGUUACGAGGUUUUCAAUUAUUUCCAUGUUUUUGUUACCUUGUAUUAUAUUGCGAUAAUAAGCUUUGUGGCAUAUGAGAGACAUUACUAAUCAUAGUAUUUCGAUAGUCAUCCAAAGGUAUUUUAUUUAGAACCAGCAGGCUUAUUUACUAUCUUUGAAUUCUCAGAAUACAGAAAACCACCAGAAGCCACGUUUAGAUGUCAUUCUAUAGUGCGCAGUGUGUCCAAAAAUUGUACACAACAGCCUGCACUCGUCGCAAUUCUCACCCGCGUAAUGUUGCUAGUACAUGAGGCUGUUAAAUUUUUCCCUAUUUUGUGGUAAAAAUUUAUAAUGUUAAAAGGAAAACAAUAAGUGUACAGUUCAUCACAUUAAAUGUUAACUUGUAUGGUAAAUAAUAAAAACAGUGGGACCGGUUUUCUAGUGAUUGUUAAGAGUCAGCAAGAAAAUGAACUCUAAAAAAUUUAAGACAAGGACAAAUAAAUAAUAGAUAUAAUAAGACGGUUAUUAUAAAACUUAUCAACUAACAAACUAAAGAAAUACAUAUUUACAAUAAUAAUUUUAUAUAUUCCAUAUAAUUAUAUUAUAUUAUUAUUAUAAAUAUGUAUUUCAAUCGUGUGCACAGUUAUUAUUAUCUCGUCUUAUUUCUCUAAUUUUUAUGUCUCUUAAAAUACAAGUAUAAAUAAGGCCAUUGAAUUGGUUUAAUAUCUUUUAAGAAUGUGUUUUGAAGAUAAAAAUAUUUUAUUUAAUCCUCUUGCUCAAACAAACAAGCAAACAAGUAGGUACACAAACAAACAAAAGACCAAACAAGCACACGAAAACAAACAAAUGUGCAAACAAACACACAAACAGACAAGAACUAACGAACUUAUUAUAAUAUAGCACGCCAUUGUUAUUUGUAAAAUUUUAAAGCUUUAAGAUUAUUUUACACUUUCUUUAUCUGCGCUGAUUACCACAAUUUUAUUUCAACUUAAUUGCCUUAGUUGAUUAAUAUUUUACAUAAAUAAUAAAUCCUUGAAUUGAAAUUAAAAGUAGGGAAAAUCAAAACAAUUACAUUGGCAACACUUACAAAAUGAAGUCAUCGGUUUCUAUGACAACUAAAUUCACGUAAAAAUUAUUCAUUAUUUUAACAUAAGAAUAUUUAUUUGUGCUACUUACACGUGAAAUGUGAUCCUAUUCAGUUUCUUUUUUCUACCAACGGCAUUUUUACACGAAGGAAUAGCACAAGACGGCUUAAUUUAAUUAAAUUUGUCACCUGUAUAGCACGUCAAACAACACGACAAACACAGAGUGAGUAAUCGUAAAAUGUGUAGUUUAAAUGGCUUCACUUCUUUGCGCUAUCACUCCUUCUGGUGGUUUUCUGUAUUCUGAGUUUGAAUUAUGCUAGUUGACGUAUAUGAAACUAGCUGACGCUGCGCAGUUUCACCCGCGUUGUUCCCGUUCCCGUAGAAAUACGGGGAUAAUAUAUAUUAGGCCUAUAGCCUUCCUCGAUAAAUGGGCUGUCUAACACUGAAAGAAUUUUUCAAAUCUGACCAGUAGUUCCUGAGAUUAGCGCGUUCAAUCAAACAAACUCUUCAGCUUUAUAAUAUUAGUAUAGAAUUGCGAUUUUACAAAAUAAAAAUAAAUAGUCAGAUAUCCUUCAAAACACUUUUGGUUUGAAGUCUAAAAAACGGGUCAAAAAAAGUUUAUAUCUAUAAGUUUUUGUAUAAUCCUAAAUAUAUUUUAUAAUGGAAACAACGUGCAAUAUAACUGUGUUAAUAAUGUAUAAAUGGCCUACCUAGGUGUUUGUUAAUUAAUUAAUAAUUUAGUGACAUAUAUUGUUAAUCCUAAUAUUUAUAAGCGCGCACGUUAAAAGCUUGCGAUGGGAAACCACGUACUUUAAAAUGCAUGUAUAGUGCAACUUAUGUCUAUAUCAAUCUUGUAAUGGUUCCUUUACACUUUCAGAUAUAAUGGACGAUCAAUUCUGGGAAUAUUUUUUUGACGGCCUUCGUGGCGCAGUGGUAUUCUACACGACAUCGUACCGGAACGCUAAAUCGUUUGGCGGUACGUUUUUGUCGGUAGGGUAACUAACCACGGCCGAAGCCUCCCACCAGCCAGACUUGGACCAAUUAAAAAAAAACUCAAUAGGCCCAGCCGGGGAUCGAACCCAGUACCUCUGUCUUGUAAAUCCACCGCGCAUACCACUGCGCCACGGAGGCCGUCAUUAGGCUCUUUGACCAUUAUAGACGACUAGCAGGCGCCCCGUAUUUACCCGCGUAGGUCCCAUAAGAAUAUGGAGAUAAUACUCACAAAUAACGUGACUUUACGUACGUAAAAGAUUUUUCAUAAUCGUUUUAUACAUACAGAGAUUAUCCCCUACAACCUCGCACACUCACAUUUUCCUCUUUAUAAUAAAUUGAUCGAUUUGUUCAUGAUACCCGAUGGUGUAGAGGAGUCAUAACAUUUCAAGAUGCCAUAAAAAUCUUUUGUCUGCAAAGUCGGUUUACUGACGAUAGUUGAACAUGACAACGUCGUACGAAAAUACUGAUGGAAUGGUUGCAUUUUUCAAAAGAAAAUGUUCGUUUUACUAAAAUACUGUUUAAUUAUCUUCAUAGAUCAGAAUAUACUUUAUUUCUUGUAAAAAAAUUUUGGCAAUUUUUUUCGAGUGUGCAGCCGGCUCCAUCGAAUUAUAAGACGUUGUCACGUCAAAAACUAUUUUGGCCGAUAUGAUUUAGUACAUUAAUUUUUGAUUUUAGUUCACGGAUUUCCUCAUUAUUAGUGGACCGAAUUACGUUUGUUUUAUUGUAUAAAGAAUGGUCGCAUAGGUCUCAUAUUUUUUUUGAUAAAUAGUAUUUAUAUAGGUAUAUAUUAAAAUUGUCUUGUAAAAUAUUUGUAAAAUACUAAAUUAUGAUGUGACUCCGUAGUGAUAAAGUGGAAUCCUUUUAUUGGUAUUAUUGUAUUUUAUUUCUUAUGUAGAUACCUAAAGUGAUGAAAUAAAACUAGAUUUGGGAU
Bicyclus anynana (squinting bush brown) is the source of this 16894-nucleotide messenger RNA. RefSeq names its product 5-hydroxytryptamine receptor 1-like. Gene Ontology annotation, biological process: adenylate cyclase-activating adrenergic receptor signaling pathway. Gene Ontology annotation, molecular function: G protein-coupled amine receptor activity. The transcript is spliced from 5 exons. Gene Ontology annotation, cellular component: membrane. NCBI's taxonomy places the organism in Eukaryota, Metazoa, Arthropoda, Insecta, Lepidoptera, Nymphalidae. Bases 902 to 2593 code for a protein of 563 amino acids. The record is from RefSeq and is a predicted model, not a curated record.